AUGACCAGUUCUUGUGUCCUCACGGACUGUAUGGACUACUACACCCUCUACAACAGCUGCCUCGUCCGCUACCCUCUGCCCACCACUACCACGCCCAUCAUGUCGAUCGCCAACUAUACCGCCACAUGCAAUGCUUUAAGUAACGCUGGAUCAGGGUUCACGUUCUCGGGCUUUACCGGGCUUCCCACCUCGACCGGGGUACACUACCCCAUCCCUUCUGGCACCGGCGGCUCUGGUUCUGGAAGCAACAACAGCAACAGCGGUUCAUCGGACAAUGGAAGCAGCAGUAACACGGGUCUGUACGCAGGAAUUGGAGCAGCUGUAGGAGUUGUCGUUCUGGGAGCCGCCCUGUUCUUUUGGCACCGUAGCCGUAAAAACAAGAAACCUGCCAAGUCUGCAGAGCUUCCACCACCUCCUGCAAUGCAGGCUGUUCAUAAUCAUCAUCAGCCACCUCCUCAACCUCAGCCUCCUCUUCCUGCGGUCCCUGUGCAGCACCAGUACAAUUACAAUCAAUCCCCCGCCCAGGCCGGAUACCAGCAGCAAUACCCGGAUCAGCAGAACCAGCUCCAACACCAGCAGAAUCCGUACCAGCAACAGAACCAUUACCAGCCUCAACCCGUCGUGCCUCAACAACAACAGCAGCAGCAGCAGCAGUACACCUCCCAACCUCCAGUUGUGACAAACUUCUAUGGCCAGGCAGGAGGAGGUACCUACCCAGACUCCAACGCUUACGACUCUAACCAACUGAACCAGGGUUACUACCCUACCGCCUCAACUGUUGCCCCUCUCCCUCAACCCGUCCCCUCUCCAACCUUCUCCCCUAACGAGUAUUACCAACAGCAGCAGCAGCAGCAGCAACAGCAGCAGGCACAACAUACUUUCAGCCCCGUCGUGACAACUUCAGGAAUUCACCAGCAGCAAGAGCCCAUGCCCAUGCCUGAACAGUCCAACCCCUACGGCUUGACCUCCCCCUCCGCCACCACAAACACCACAGCUUACUCCCCCGCCAUGACGACUUCCAACUCGACGUCUUACGAAACUCCCGCCUCCACCACCACCGCGUUUGCAUAUGAGGCGCCUGCAUUUAUCGUCCCACCGGUUUCUGGUGCAGGAGGUGUAAACAAGGUCUCGGCCCAUGGCCCCCAGGUGAUACAUGUCCAGGAGCAACAACAGGCUGCAAACUUCUCCAAAAACCCUCAGUAUGUUGAGCCUCAUAACACCAACAACGCCUACCACAACUAG
This is a messenger RNA of Linnemannia hyalina, 1242 nucleotides long. The record is from the annotation of a GenBank genome assembly. NCBI's taxonomy places the organism in Eukaryota, Fungi, Mortierellomycota, Mortierellomycetes, Mortierellales, Mortierellaceae.